GCAGUGAUUGCACAUGUGGUGGCGUCAGGUGCGGGUUUUGUGGAGGAUCUAGAUGAGUCGUUUAAAGAAAACCGCAAAGAUGAUAUUUGGCUUGUAGAUUUUUAUGCACCUUGGUGUGGCCACUGUAAGAAACUAGAACCUGUGUGGAAUGAAGUGGGCCUAGAAAUGAGAAACGUGGGUUCUCCAGUAAAAGUUGGGAAGAUGGAUGCAACUUCCUUUUCUAGUAUUGCAUCUGAAUUUGGAGUGCGAGGCUAUCCAACAAUUAAGCUCUUGAAGGGUGACUUGGCAUACAACUACAGAGGACCUAGAACCAAAGAUGAUAUAAUUGAAUUUGCUAAUAGAGUGGCAGGACCUCUCAUCAGACCACUUCCUAGCCAGCAUAUGUUUGAGCAUGUGCAAAAGAGACAUCGUGUACUUUUUGUGUAUGUUGGUGGUGAAUCUCCUUUAAAGGAAAAAUACAUUGAGGUUGCUUCAGAACUAAUAGUUUAUACAUACUUUUUUUCUGCCUCAGAAGAUGUGCUGCCUGAGUAUGUGACAUUGCCUGAAUUGCCUGCCGUUAUGGUCUUCAAAGAUGGAACUUACUUUGUUUAUGAUGAGUAUGAAGAUGGUGAUUUGUCAUCCUGGAUAAACAGAGAAAGAUUUCAAGGUUACCUUCACGUAGAUGGCUUUACACUGUAUGAACUUGGAGAUACAGGAAAACUUGUGGCUAUUGCAGUCAUUGAUGAUAAAAACUCUUCAGUGGAACAUACCAGAUUAAAGUCUAUUAUUCAGGAAGUUGCCAGAGAUUAUCGGGAUCACUUUCACAGGGAUUUCCAGUUUGGCCAUAUGGAUGGAAAUGAUUAUAUUAAUAGUUUAUUGAUGGAUGACUUGACAAUCCCUACUAUUGUGGUAUUGAAUACCUCCAAUCAGCAGUAUUUUCUGCCAGAUAGGCACAUUGAGAGCACAGAAGACAUGGUUCAGUUUAUUAACAAUAUCCUGGAUGGUACCGCUGAAGCACAGGGUGGUGAUGGACUUUUGCAACGAAUCAAGAGAAUAGUCUAUGAUGCCAAGUCUACUAUAGUGUCUGUGUUCAAGAGUUCACCACUGCUGGGAUGCUUUCUCUUUGGGUUACCCUUGGGGGUCAUCAGCAUCAUGUGUUACGGAAUCUGCACAGCUGAUACAGAGGGAGAGGUCUUUGAGCAUGAGGGAGCUAAAAAGGAAAGUGGUGAUCGGGAGCUCACAGACGAAGGCAGUGAGGAAGAACAAGAGGAGGAAAAGAAUGGAAGAUACACAGAACUUUCAGAUGGAGAGCUUAAACAGAAGGACAUUAUGGAAAAGAAAAAAGACUAACUUGUUUAGCAAGAGAGUUCUCUAGAAUUUCCAAAUAGACUUAUUUAUUGGCGGUUGUCAUUUAUUGAUUAUCUUCAUGAAAGAGGACCGUUUUAUCUGCAUAAUGGUAGUUUUGACUUGCAUGUAUUCACAUUUUCUCAGAAAUUGACAGAAAAAAUGGAUGUUUGCAGCGAUAUCCUGGUCUUCUUCCUGGUACCAGGCUAGCUCAGUACCAGGAGGAAGCCCCAGAUUCCUGCAUAAACAAGGCAAAAGAUCAAGAAGAAGCCCUUUCCCCUCGGGAUAUGGAUAUGUUCUGAGGUUUAUUGUUGAACAAUUCCAGGGGAGCAAGAGGGAGAAUAAAGGAGGGGUGGGGAAUUUCAAACCUAGGGUGAGGGGAGGGAAAACCGAGCUGCUGCCAAUGGGGUUGCACUGGCAGGGAGGAGCUAAGGAAGGGCUGAACCCAUUUCACAGAACUUCAGGGGAGGACAGUACAAACCAUUUUUCUCAGUGUAUUGAUACUGUUUUAUAUUGCAGAGUCAUGAAAAUGCAAUGCAUUUUUUUUAAACAAAGUUAAAAGAAAUGUAUCGGGUUCAUUUUUAUUCAGAACAUGAAUUUGCCCACCACUUACAGUUUGCAGGAAAGUUAGACUGGUUUUGGUUUGUCGGCUCUAUGUGGUUGACUACUAAGGUAGAAGGGAUGAGACUAUUAACAGCUUUGAAAAUCAAGCAACAUAGGAUCCCAAACGCCAUUUAUUACAAGGAAAAGAGCAACAAAAAGUAACAAAAUUGUUUUAACUAUGGAAGUCCACCACCCUUUGAGUCCCCAGCCUUUGAACAGUUCACUGAACCAAUCCUCGGAUUCUUGCUUCACUUGUCUGAUCAAGCUGUUCAUAUCUUGGAGAGCUGCAUGGAUGUUAGGAGCUUUCGAGGUCAGGUUCAUGCAGCAAAGUCCUUCACAUUCCUGGCACUUGUGUCCAUGCAGCAGGAGGAGGAAGUCUAUGGCUGCAUGAUUUUGGAGUGUGGCUUGCCUGGUAAUUUCCUUGUCUUCUAGGAGGGAGCUGAUGGCAGUGGAUGUUAGGUUUGCCUGUUUGGCUGCCCAGCAUUCUAGGUGACGCAAUUCACCUAGAGCUUUGGCUGCUGCGUCCCGUGGAAGGAACAGGGAUACAGCCACUCUUUUUGACUUGGCCCAAUGAAAAAUUUCAGAAUCAUAAUUUGGGUCCAGAUUGUCGGCACUCUUCUUUUGGACUUUACUGGCCAAUUUGUUUUUGAGAGUCCACCUGCUAAUCAAGGUUUCAUUGGGUGCCAACAGGGACAACUGCCUGAAGGUGCAUGGCCCUCCUAAUAGUUGAGAGGGAAUCCCUGCCUAUGCCCGAUCUCCACAAAUCAAAAACAAUCCUUUAGGAAGGCUCUUGGGUCUUGAAUGAGAUGGGUUGUGUGCUGCAACAUGGCUCAGAAUAUGACACCACUUUUUGGCAGUGAAUUCCUCACAAUAUUGCAGCAUGCUGUGGAACUCUUUGGUGCUAGAAGAUUUUGGGAGGACCAUAAAAUGAAUGCAGUAUUGUGCUGGGAAGGAACCCCAUAGCUCUAAUUCUUGGGGUUCCUGAGCUGCUUUAGGCAAAUUUGGCAGCCACUCCUCUAUGGGGCUGUUAACCAUUACAGCUUGCUGCUGACGAGUUUUUUUAUGGUUGGAUGCUGUGUGACUCGGGAAGUUCAUUGGGCAUAUGUGUACCAAAGCUGGCUGGAUAUUCUCCAGCCUGUAAGGGAACUUCUACCAGGCAGGUGGACACAGGGUUUUCUGCUGCUGCAGUGGACAGGCAUAUGUUCCUGUUGGAGUGUCUGUGCCAGGGUCACCCAGACAUUUUGAUGUGGCUGAGGGAUGAUCCAGGCAGCUGCCAGACUGUUACAAGACAACUUGGAUAGGGUUCAUCACGGGGUUGAGAGGGAGGUAGAUUUUCUCUAAAAGGAAAAAUAAACAUUUUUAAAGCA
Molecule: messenger RNA, 3293 nt
Organism: Catharus ustulatus (Swainson's thrush)
Lineage: Eukaryota; Metazoa; Chordata; Aves; Passeriformes; Turdidae
Gene: TMX3
Product: thioredoxin related transmembrane protein 3
Exons: 15
Coding region: 166-1329 (387 amino acids)
Biological process (GO): peptidyl-cysteine oxidation
Cellular component (GO): endoplasmic reticulum
Molecular function (GO): protein disulfide isomerase activity
Source: RefSeq, a predicted model, not a curated record